Molecule: messenger RNA, 1396 nt
Organism: Drosophila virilis
Lineage: Eukaryota; Metazoa; Arthropoda; Insecta; Diptera; Drosophilidae
Product: very long chain fatty acid elongase 1
Biological process (GO): very long-chain fatty acid biosynthetic process; sphingolipid biosynthetic process; fatty acid elongation, saturated fatty acid
Cellular component (GO): endoplasmic reticulum membrane
Molecular function (GO): fatty acid elongase activity
Source: RefSeq, a predicted model, not a curated record
UAAACAUUUCUACGGUGCGGUGGUUCAAAUUGGUGGCUAACUAAAAUCAGCAAAUGCUAAGCAGCGCGUGCUAAUAACGAGACUUACAAAUCAAAUCAGAUUCUAUUAAAAAACAAUCAGAAGUGCUGUGAAUUUGUGCCCGUUUGGCCAAAAAUAAACGAAAUCUUCAAAACUAACUAACGUGGCAGCAUGUCGUUUGCUCUUACCAGCUGACAUUGACUAAGAGGCCUGUUAAGCGAGCAACACUCAAAUAGGAUACAGGAUAUAUAAAUAUAUAUAUAUACAUAUAUAUAGGAAUAACUUAUCGUACAUAGAGUUUAUAUACAGUCCAAAAAAAUGGCUAUGCAAUACCACAACUACAACAGCAGCACACGCUACGAGAUGGUCGUUGAGAUAGCCAACAUUGCAUUAGAUGAGUUUAAAACACAUCAUCUGACCCGCAACUACACGGGUCUGGUGCAGCGCUACUACCAGCUCGUCGAGGAGGAUUACGGCGAUCCGCGUGCUGUACGCUUUCCCCUUAUGGAGCAUCCACUCUUCACAUUCGGCCUGGUCGCCAUCUAUUUAUCCUGGGUGCUGGUGUUGGGUCCUUUCUUUAUGCGAGACCGCAAACCCUUCCAGCUGCGCCGCACACUUGUCGUAUACAAUGCCUUCCAGGUGCUGCUCAGCGGCUACAUGUUCUAUGAGCAUUUAAUGGCAGGCUGGUUGAACUACUACAAUCUGAAGUGCCAACCGGUUGACUAUUCGGAUGGGCCCAUGUCUAAGCGGAUGCUGAAUCUGUGCUACAUUUAUUAUCUGUCCAAGCUAACCGAGUUCGCCGACACCGUGUUCUUUGUGCUGCGCAAGAAAUCAUCGCAAAUAACCUGGCUGCAUGUCUAUCAUCAUUCGGUGACGCCGCUGGAGACCUGGGUGCUGGUCAAGUUCCUCGCAGGCGGCAAUGCGACAUUCCCCAAUCUGCUGAACAACUUUGUGCAUGUGUGCAUGUACUUCUACUACAUGAUGUCCGCCAUGGGACCGGAGUAUGCCAAAUUUUUGUGGUGGAAGAAAUACAUGACGGAGCUGCAGAUCGCGCAGUUUGUGCUUUGCAUUGUGCACACCACACGGGCGCUCUUCAGCAAUCAGUGCCAGUUCUCCAAGUUUAUAUCGGCGCUUCUGCUGCUGAAUGCAUCCAUAUUCUUCUGCCUCUUCAUGAACUUCUAUAUGCAGAGCUACCGGAAGUCCAAGGCUCAGCAGCAGCAGCAGCAGCUGGCGGCGGAAGCGUUAAGCUCGAAGGCCGAUGGCAACAACAACAACAACAACAGCGCACUACAACAGGAUAAGCAGCAGCAACAGGAGCAGAUCCUGGCGCACAAAUUGAAGGCCCACUAGGCGCAAUAGACAGACAAAAUAACAGAGA